CAUUUUCGACCUUUCAUACCGGAAGAGCUAGGCGCGUCUUUAUACUCGAGUAUACCGCCGAACGCUCCACCACAACGACACACGAUCUAUACACAUCAUGGCGACGACGGCCGAAUUCACUCCCCUCCUGGGCAAGAAGCCCGAUCGACCUGCUCGCAGCGUCACUUUCAAUCCGACCAUUGCAACGAGCAGCCCUCCCACCCGUAGACCCAUGUUCCCUUCGGCAUCCGCACAUUCCACAGGCUCAGUCGCUACCUUGAACACUCCGCCGAGGGAUGGCAGCCAGCCCAUGCUCUCGGCUCUGAACAGCAAACUCCGCAGAAGAAAUAGUCAAGGCGCGCCAUUGUCAAUAGUGCCCAGCAUUCUCCCCAAAAUCGGCCCCCAACGCACAACAAGAACAGCACAGAAGCUGAAACUCCUACCGAAUCCGGAACAUGGCGACGAAGGUCCGGAUGAAGAGAGUGGUCGCGAUGUCUACUCGCAAUUCACCAGGAUAAAGGAUCCCACUGCCCGUCGCGAUGCCGCAAGGCUGGGCAAGGAUGAUAGAGACAAGCUGCCUCGUGUCACGGCAUACUGUACCGCCAGCUCAUAUCGCAUGGAAGAUCUAUUGCGCUUCCUCAAAGGACGCAAACUUAAGAAGGCCGCUCCAAAACAAUUCGACGAAUGCAUAUACACCCCAUACCAAUACAACGCCAAAUCCGAUCCGCAAAUAGACGAUGCCAAAGCCGUACAUUCUACUGCUCAACGUAGAUUCUCCGACAGUGCGAUCGAGGUAGAAGGCAAUGCUGAGAGGAGACGGGAAGAUUUGUUGGACCUGCAAGCUCAGAAUGGAGAAUCGGCCAUCAUGGAUAACCACGAGGCAACCACUUCGAGUGAGGCCCUCAUCAUGCCCCACAACGAUACACCAGACUUCGAUACGACGGUACACGUUCCCGAGGUCUUCUGCUUCGAAUACGGAGUCGUUGUGAUAUGGGGCAUGUCGGUCCAGCACGAGCAAAAGUUCUUGAAAGAGCUCGCCAAGUUUGAGACUGAGAAGUUAUCAAAGGACGACAUCCAACAAGAAAACUUCAACUUCUACUACACCAAGGAAUACCAGGCUCGAAUCUACAAUGACUUUAUCAGUCUGAGAGAGAAGAAGAACUACAUGACAAAGCUGGCCAUCAGUCACGCUUUGGCACAGAGCACAAAGACUUCACUAUACGAGGACUUGGUGGACAACACUAUCGAUGUCAACAAGGAGAUCCCGGCGCAGAUCGCAUUAACAGGCAAAGUCAACAUGUCGCGCAAAGAGAUCAACAUGCAGAUCGGAGAACUGUUCAUUUUACGAAUCAACAUCCAUCUUCAGGGAUCAGUGCUGGAUGCGCCGGAACUCAUGUGGGCGGAACCGCAACUUGACCCAGUCUACCAGGCAGUCAGAAGUUAUCUGGAGAUGGAUCAGAGAGUUAGUCUAUUGACAGAGCGAUUGGAUGUCAUUGCGGAUUUGUUGGCCGUGUUGAAGGACCAGUUGACACAUUCACAUGGCGAAUACUUGGAGUGGAUCGUGAUUGUGUUGAUUGCAGCCGAGAUCAUCGUUGCCAUCAUCAACAUCGUGGUCGAUCUGUAUGCAGGCGUGGAUUGAGGCAGUAAUGGAAUGAAUCACAGAGGUGGGGUAGAGCGGGUAAAGAAGACAAUGUCUCGUUGCAGGACAAUAUAGGCAUGAGCAGCUUGCAGGAAUGAUUUCGAGGAAGAGGGGUAGUUAUGCUACUCGGGAAAGUCGCUUUGCUCGUACUCGUAUCGGUCUUCUCCGCCAUAUACAUUUGCCAUGGCAUACAAUGUCGAGAUGUAGCGGAGGG
Aureobasidium pullulans EXF-150 is the source of this 1832-nucleotide messenger RNA. RefSeq names its product DUF155-domain-containing protein. The transcript has 3 exons. Lineage: Eukaryota; Fungi; Ascomycota; Dothideomycetes; Dothideales; Saccotheciaceae. The coding region runs from base 98 to 1618 and encodes 506 amino acids. The record is from RefSeq and is a predicted model, not a curated record.